Oppiella nova is the source of this 492-nucleotide messenger RNA. NCBI's taxonomy places the organism in Eukaryota, Metazoa, Arthropoda, Arachnida, Sarcoptiformes, Oppiidae. The record is from the annotation of a GenBank genome assembly.
AUGAGACAAUGGAAUGAAGCCAAUGUGUAUUACAUUUGUAUGGAGUUGUGUUCCCAUAGUCUGCAGAAUAUUCUUCAACACAAACCACAAGUAUUUGAUCGACAACCGGAAGAUCCCAUGAAUUCAAUCGAGUUUUACAUUUCGUGUCAUAUAUUCAAAGAGAUCUUAGAAUGCGUUCAAUAUUUACACGAAUUGAAUCCUCCGAUCUUAGAAUGCGUUCAAUAUUUACACGAAUUGAAUCCUCCGGUCAUUCAUAGAGACCUCAAACCUGACAAUAUAUUACUGGCGAAGACUGUAAGGAACGGCAGGUUUUUCAAAGUAUGUGACUUUGGUGUGGCUACUGUUCACCCGCACUCGUCAGAUAAGGGAGACCUCACAUAUCAGGCGCCAGAAGUGGGUCGAGGAGUGGUCUAUAACCAUAAGAUAGAUAUCUAUAGUUUGGCUAAAAUUGCAGAAAAAAUUUUUGGGGUUCAUUUGGAGGACAAACCGUAA